Messenger RNA from Lymnaea stagnalis (great pond snail), 8427 nucleotides. The record is from the annotation of a GenBank genome assembly. NCBI's taxonomy places the organism in Eukaryota, Metazoa, Mollusca, Gastropoda, Lymnaeidae.
AUGUGUGUAUUCAUAAAUCUUUUACAUUUAAGCUACCACCUUUGGCAUCUACUUCUAACAAACAAGAUUUUGCAAAACAGUAACAAAAAAAUGAGGAUUCGCUUGACGAGAGUUGAAUCACACAAAGCUGCUGUGUUUGUACUGACAUUUUUCAGGUACAAUUUACUACAAUUGUAAAAUUUUGUAUUUUUAUUGAAUACUUUUGUUUGAUAAUAACAGAUAAACACCUUAAAAAUGUUUAAAAUUUUGUAUAGUACGGAACUGUUUAAAGUCAUCAAAUUAAACAUCAUCAUUGCCACUUCAAGGAUUUUCUUAUUUUUUGUGAAUAAUUUAUUUAUUAGAAAAGCAUGGACUUUUUUUCAAUUUAUAUCUUAUUAAACCUAAUAUCUUUUUUGCAGCUAUGCUCUCUUCCAUGCAAACCGAAAAGCAUUUAGUAAUGUGAAGAGCUCUACAGCCGCAGUAUGGACACCCCACAACUUAACAGAUCGUAGACUUCAGCCUGAAGAUGUAAGUCACUUAGAUGUUGCAGUAUCAAUUUUUUUAGCAUUUCAAAUGAAGUGUAUUCCACUACAGCAAUUAAAUUUAAUUUCCAGGGUAUUGUUUAACAUUAUCAUUGUGAUUCAUACAUUUAUUAUGCCAACUAACACAGUUUUGGCACUUGGGAUCCAAGCAUAAGCCAAUUAAUACUUUUGUUACUUUAUUGUUUCUAUGUAAUAUUCAGUGUGUAUUCCCAUUCUUUUAAAAAUUAGCUAUGGUACUCUCAUGACCUGUUUGCUACUGAAGAUGAUGCAGAGAAGUUUGAAGGUGUUUUGGAUACUGCAUUUAUGUUGGCAUAUGCUGUUGUAAGUAGCAGUACUUUCAUUUUAUUCUCCAUGGUUCUUGUCUCUUCAGGUUCACUGUGCCUUUAUUUGUUCUUAUCUCAAUUUUUUAAAAUGAGAGACAUUUCUAAGUUUUGCUCUACACUGUAGGAAUUUAGAUUAUUAAAAUUUUGGUUUAAAUGUCAUAUACAUAUAUAUGCCUUUUGAAUUAAUUUUAGAAACUAUUAUUCAUUAUCCAGGGACUCUUUUUAAAUGGCUAUAUUGGUGACAGGUAGGAUUGAUUUUAUUAAUGUACUAUUUUUUAAUAAACAUUUAAACUUUUAUAACACUUUUAGUUUUAGUUUCAAAUCAUACACUAAUUUAUUAAUUAUACAUUGUUUCUAAUAAACAAAAAAUAUUAUCUAUGUUUAAUUGUUCUAUAAUAACAUUUUAUUUAAGUACCGUAUAAAUUAAUUUUUGUACACAGAGUGAAUAUGAGAAUUCUGCUCGCUGUAGGGAUGGGUAGCACAUCUGUGUUGGUAAGAAAUUAUUUUAUAUUUUUAUAUUUAUCUUAUCAAGACAUUAACUCGUUUUUAGAGCCAAAAUUUUGGCACUCUAUUUGUGUCUUUUCACAUUGCUCAUGGAUAUAAGUGGGUAAUCUGUGUCUAUUUCUUAAGCUUAAAUUAGUAACAAAUUAUACUAUUAAUAUUAUAAACAUCUGGUACUGUGCCUGUGGGUUGCGGCCCCUAAUGGGGGUCACCAACUGAAACAGUAAAUUAAAUAAAUAUUAUGGUUUUAAGGAAAUAUUCAUUUGUAACUAGUGUCUUACAAAAAUUUUGAAUAAUUUGAUAACUCUGUAUCUAUUUUGAUGUGUUUUCUCUUAGUGUAUUAGUUGUUGUUUUUUUUUAAUGUAUUAGGGUCGCAGGUCAUUUGGCUUCUAAGAAAGUGGAGCAGUGAGUCACUUUGCUUCUAUAAAAAUAAUUCCCAUUUUUUAAAAAGUUGGGAAACUUAUAAAAAUUCAAUGUUUUCUAAUUUUAAAAAAAAAAAGCUGAUCAUAAUUUUUUUUACAGGUGUUUGUUUUUGGCUGUAUAGCAGAAUGGACACUCUUCUACAACAAGUAUUUUUAUGCUGUUAUCUGGAUAGUUAAUGGAUUGAUGCAGUCCACAGGAUGGCCUGUAGUGGUAGCCUGUAUGGGCAACUGGUUUGGUCAAAGCAGGUAAUAAGGCAGAUUUUCCUUUCUUUGUAUUAGUGCACAGUAAAUUUAUUUAGAUUCAAAAUGUCCACCUUUAAAAUUGUUUUAACAAUUAAUUUUAAACAUUGGUUUCUUAAAACUAACAAUUUUAUGGUUAAUGUUAAAAAAAAAUUAAUUUUAAAUUCUAAAAUAUUUCAGUCUUGUUUGGUGUGUAAAAUUGAAAGAAAAAAAGAAAAAAAAGAACAUUUCAGGAGACUUUAUUAGUUUAAAAGAAGAUAGAAAAUUAGGAAAAAAUUACAGACAUAUUUAAUGGACUUGAAAAACAGCUUUUAUAACAAAAAUGUAUUUCAUUAUCUUUUAUUUGUCUUCUCAAAUCAACCCAAAGAGUUUUGAUUGAAUAAGAAAUGUAAUAGCUCACUUUUCUUCUGUUCAGCCGUGGUGUGUUACUCGGCUUAUGGAGCUCUUGUGCGUCUGUGGGAAACAUUAUUGGAGCUCUUUUGGUAUCUUCUGUGUUAUCUUAUGGUUAUCAGGUAAAAUCCAUCAUAAAAUUGUUCGUGUUGAAUUAUAGAUAACAGAAACCAAAACUAUUACAUAUAUAUAUAUAUAUAUAUAUAUAUAUAUAUAUAUAUAUAUAUANGAAAAUAUUUUACUUGUUACCUGCAGUAUGCAUUCCUGGUGACUUCGGCAAUACUUCUCUCUGGUUCUUUCAUAGUAUUAUUUGGUUUGAUUCCAUCACCCAUUGAUGUUGGUAAGUUAUUAUAUUGAAAUGUCUAUAAUAAAAUAUUAUGAGUAAUUAAUCAAUAAAAUAUUGCAAAUAUCGAAGAGCUAUAAGUGGUAGAAAUUUUCCCACACUUAAUUGUUUAACAUCACUAAAACUAAAUUGUUUAUUAUCACUAGUUAUAAUUAAAAAGACACACAUUUUGUGGUGUUUGGAAAAGAUACGUUUUUAAAGUUAAGUAGUAAUUAUUGGUUUCAUUAAUUGGCUUAACAACUCUGCUCUGCAUUUAAAAUUUUAAAUGUGUUGAGUUUUAAAUUUUUUUUUUUGACCACAGGCUUGGAAUUGGCGAAUGAUGAUAAGCCAAAAAGUAAUGUGAACACUGACAGAGAUGAUGUCGAAGGUAAGUCAAGAAAAGGAAGACAAUGGGUGUAGUAACUUAAAUUGUUUUUAUAUACUUCAUUUCUACUAUUAACAACACAACAAAAAAAACAAAAAAAACAGCAUUUAAAAAAAAAAAUAGUAUUUAGGUGAAAUGCCUUAUCUCGACAUUAUUAUUAUUACAAGGGAAUGGCUGUUUUCUGAAAGUAUUGAUUUGAGCUCUUUGAAAAAUCUUUGUCUGCUUCAACUAUUUUUAAGUAAUUUUUUGUUUAAUCAUUACAUCAAUUUGUUUAUUAACAAAUAUGUUUGUUUAUGUUGAAUAAAUUUCACUGUUUUUUGAAAUAUUUAAAAGAAAUGGCAAUUGUGAUCACUUACUGAUCGUUUUCAGAGGCAGACAGGAGUUGAAUUUUUUUAGAGAGAGAAUAAGAUUGAUUUUCCUUCGUUUUAUUUGUUUUUCUCUCCUUUUUAAAGUUAAAACUAGAAUUGAGUACUCAGUGGCUAGUGAAAAUGUAUAUGUCAUCACAAUCCCUCCGACUCGUAAAGGUAUUCAUUUAUAAUCUCCACCCAAUUUUUAUAAGCAGUUUUAGAUACCAAUACUUUUACAUUUAAGUGAAGCUUCCAAUUCUUGGAUUUGAUUGAUGCACCAGAUGUUUUAUUUCCACAAUGCACUCUUUAGGCUAAUUUCAACUUAUAUAUAUUUUUUUAACGUGUAUAUUUUCAUUCAAAUAUUUCUUAGCCAGUUGUAGCCUGUCAUGCCUUUAAGAAAUGACAAAUGCCAUCUUUGUCCUUAUGUUAUGCUUUGAUCUGUGAACCUAGAAUAAGUCAUAGAGCCUAGUUGUCUCAUGAUUCUUGUUAUUGCACUCCAAAUUUGAGAAACAAUUCUCAUCAGCUAGCAUUACAUUAUUAUUUUACAGGCACAUGAACUUCUCUCUUUUAAAAAAUUGUCAGGGUGUAAAAAAAUGUUUAUACUAAAAGUUAACUAUAUUAAUUAAAGGGAACAUCUAAAAAAAAGAAAGAGCCGCACUUGUAUCAUCCCAGAGAUAGAGUAACCAAAGUGACAGCCAUUUCACUAUUUCUUCAAUAUUGUUUAUACCUCUCCCACCUGCUGCCCCAUGUUUUAAUCCUUAAUAUAUUUAUAUGAAGCAUAUAUCCUUUUUUUCCAUGUAUAAUUCUUACAAGUUGAGCUUUGGCUUACCUGCUUAACUUACUUCUUACUUACUUUUGCUGUUUGAAGAUCAAGAGUGUUGACAAUACAAAUACUUUACAGAGGUCUGACAGUAAUGAAAUUUUUCAAACAUUUUUUUCUUCAUUCCUGCGUGGCAACCUUUUCUCAGGUCAUGGGUUGCCAGCCUCUGCUUUAGCAUUUUUUAAACGUGAAGAUAUGCUCUAUAUAUUUUUCUUUUACUGCUGGACAGAUGAAAAAACAACAUUUUUUUGUUUACACUGCCACUACCCUUUUCCCUGUUCAGACUGCUUUGAGCGCAUUGCUUUUCUUGUUAUAUAGUUUCCUCAAGUCAGCCAUCCACAAUAAAAUUAAAUUUUUAAGUAAUAAAAUUUAUUUCAUUAUUUUACUUAAAGUAUGGUUCCAUUUCAUUAAUUAUUACAUUUUUGAUAACACUGUUGCUGGUUGCACAGCAAUACAAUUUGCGUAUUACUUUUAAUUAUUUUUUUUCCUUCUGUGUGUUUUCUAUGUUUUUAUUUUUCACUCCAACUGACAUCCUGCUAGGUUGUUGAUAAUGGUUUUCUUCUUUUUUGAACAUUAAAUUUCAGAUACAUUGGAGAAAUUGUAAAAAUCAAGGAAAUUUUGCUAAUUGCUGCAGGCAGUUUAUUUUUUUCUAUGUCAAACGUAUUCGACAAUUGUAAAAAAGUUAGCAGACAAAUUACAGCAAUUCCUUUCAUUGCUUUUCUGCAUUUAGAGUAUUGAGCUCAUCUCAAGACAAAGUGUUGUUGACUUGACAGGAAAUUGCCUUUGUAUAUGAUUGUGAGAGUUCUUUGAAUAAGCAGUCAAAUUUGUUUCUUUUAAUGAGCAGAAGCACCACUUGGCAUGGUUCUUCACAAAGGACAAACAAGAAAUUUUAAAAAAUUAAAAUAUGUGUUGUAAAACAGAGGAUGCAAUAGGCUUGUUUAAUAACAUUUAUAAUAAAUUUAUCAUUAAUUCAAAGUUAAAUCAAUUUUUUUUUUAAUUUGUUGAUCCUACUUAUUGUGCAGUGUUUAAAAUUUUAAUUUCAGAUCCCAUCAUUUAAACUCCCUUCCCCUCCCCCCCUUAAAUUUGUAGUUUGUAUUUUUGUUGGUCUUUUGCAGAACCACUUCUCGGCGCAGCUGUUUCUCAACCAAUUGUCAAACAAAACUACCCCUCAGAAGAUGAUGAUGUAACUUAUGAUAUUCAAGCCACGAGGCCAACUUCAAUGUCAUUUCUUAAGGCCUGUCUCCUUCCUGGUGUUAUUCCUGUACGUUGCAUUUUCGUGAAUCCUCUCAAAAUUUCCUUCAGAAAAAAAAGAUUAAUAAAUAAAAAUUCACAAAUGAAUUUCUUUUUACUAGUUUACCACCAUGACCCUAUGUAAUAUUUCAAGAGCCAACUGAACAGGAAAAUGUUGUUACUUGCAAAUUUUUGUUUAUAGAUACCAGCAUUCAUUUAACUCAUUUCAAAAGCAUCCAUUUAUAAUGUCUCGUUAUGCUAUUCCAGUAUGCCCUGGCCUAUGCUUUUCUUAAGCUGGUCAACUACUCAUUUUUCUUCUGGCUCCCUUUCUACCUCCAUAAUGCCUUCAAAUGGGAAGAGAGUGUAGCUGAUCAACUAUCUACUGCCUAUGAUGUUGCUGGGAUAGUGGGUAAGUGAACUGCACAGAAUAAAAUCCAGGUACCUGGGAUGAAGAGGAUGGGAUGUAUCGUCCAAAUUUAUUUUACUUAUACAACAGCAUUAUUCUUCAAAAUGUUCAAGUGAAGGAUGUUUGGUUUGUAUGAUAUUACUAGUUUAUACGAGUGUUAUUGUUUACAUUAGUAUGUAUUGUAUUUAAACUCUAGUUCUGAAUGUUAAGUACAAGGUGAUGGUUCUGUCUAGUGUAGCAAAAAUCCACGAAUGGUAAGCUCUGGCUCUUUGAAAUUAACAUAAAAUUAAUCUGGAAUGUCCUAGCCCAUUUCAAUUCUUUUUUUAUCUUCUGGAAUAUCUUGGCUCAUUUCAACUUUUUUUUUUAUCUUCUGGAAUAUCUUAGCUUAUUUCAACUCUUUGCACCUUAAUAGCAGAGCCCUUUCUAAAAUGUGGACAAUCAAUGAAGCUGUGGGGCAAAGAGUGUGCCAUUGUAUUAUGGAAAAUAGCUACAGUCUUACCAAUUUGAGUUACCUGAAUUAUACCAGAAAUCUUUUAAAAACCAUGUAUCAUUUCAGGGCACUGUGUGUAUCAGCAGAGCACUGUGUUUAUCAUAGCAGAGCACUGUGUAUGAUAUGGGGCUGAUUUUUAAACUAUUAUUUUGAAUUUUAAAAAGAACUUAAAAACUUGCUGUGUUAGUGGCAUAAUUUACUAAACCAAAAAAAUUACCUAUAGAAAAUGUUCUGCCACUGUAAACAAAUGUCUGAAGAAAAAAGAAUAUAUGAAUACAUACAAACAGAAAUUAUAAAAAUAAUAUUUAAAAUAUGUUUUGUCUUUCAGGCGGAACUGUUGUGGGAUUUAUGUCUGUAAGUACUUUUUGAAAAAAAAAUUCUGUUAGAAUGUGUUUUAAAAUGAAUCAAGAUCGUUUUGUUUUUUUUUAAAUUUUUUAUUUUAUUUAUUGUUGCUCGUGUCCUUUUAAGUUGUUAACAAACUUCCCUUUCUUGUUUUCUUUCUUCUCAGGAUCGACUUGGUAAAAGAACAAUCAUGAUUGUGCCGAUGCUCAUUUUUUCUAUUCCAUCAUUGCUGCUGUACAGCUGUAAGUGUUGAGCUGUAAAAAAUGAGCUGUUCUAGUUUUACUGUUUCAUUAACUCAUAGCACUGUGUGUUACAUUUUAGACAAUGUGAUUAAUCUAUUCUUACGUAUGUAGAUGUAUAUCCUUAAGUAUGUAGGUGUCCGUACUUAGGUAUGUCGAUUACUAAAACUUUUGUAUGUAGAUGUAUAUUCUUAGGUAUUUAGAUCACUAAUACUUACGUGUGUAGAUGUCUAUACUUACUUUUGUAGAUUUCUAUACAUACAUAUGUAGAUGUCUAAAAUAUUUAUUUUUUUGCUAUUAAGAAUCAUCAAAUUACAUGUGAAAUAUAUUGAAUUCAGGCAAAACUGUGAUUCUUCCCAAACUAGAGUUGCCUUCAAGGAUGGACUACACUGACUACAUAUCUUUAGUCUAUAUCGAUGAGUGCAAGAAACGUCAUAAAUGCAUAUUAAAUUAUCCUUUGUUUAUUUUUAGAUUCACCUAAUGAUCGUUUAGUCAACACUGUCCUAAUGUCCCUCAUUGGAUGUUUAAUUGGUGGAGCUGCUAAUCUAAUUAGUGCUGCUGUCUCAGCUGACUUAGGUAUGAUCAUAUCUAAACAUCCAAGAUGUACUUGUUGAGUUUUAGGCUGAAAUGUUAUAUUCAAAGCAAAAUUUCCUUCAAUUUUAAAAUGUUUGUUAUGAAAUCAGGCUUUAAUUUGUCUAUAAACCUAAGUUCUUUUUAAAAAAAAAAAAAAAAAAGCCUAAAAAAACAUUGUGUGAAUUGUAGAUGCGGUUGCAUUAUAAUCUUUCUAAUGAUUGAACAUUUUCAGGUUGCCAGAAGCAAAUCCAGGGAGAUGACAGAGCCUUAGCUACAGUAACCGGUAUCAUAGAUGGGACUGGAAGCUUUGGGGCUGCCCUUGGCCAGGUAUGUUUUAGAGCUAUGUUAAAUUGGAGGAGGGGGGCGGCAGUGAUAGUGCAAGAAGGCUGUUGGUAGAAAUACAUCCAGCUUCUCUCUCUUCCCUGACGCCACCCAAAAUCUAAGGGCGAAAUAGCAGGGUUGAAAUGGAUUGGACAUUUUAUGAUUAACAAGUAUGUUAGAAAUAAAGAUGAUUACAGUGUAGUCAGUGGUCUUUGCAGUAAUUUUAUGAUUAGCAAGUAUGUUGAUAAUAAAGAGGAUCAAAUUCAUAUAACUAAAAUCUCCUCCUGAGACAGUUUGCUACAGAAUUUAGCUCAUGUAGUGUCUUUUUUGUAGUGUCUUGUUAAUUGAGUUAUACGAUAAAUGGUCUAUGCAUGAGAAAGCAUGGAAGAUGUAAUUGAAAUACAGUUUGCCACUUAGAAGAGAUUACAAAGAGGCCUCUAUCUGAUCCCUUUUCUUUUCCAGAUUGCAGUUCCUUAUCUUCAGACAGGAUUGGGGUGGCCUUCAGUGUUUUACUUGUUUAUGAUUUGUGUAAGUUUUCAAUCUUGUAAUGAAUAA